Silurus meridionalis is the source of this 7659-nucleotide messenger RNA. RefSeq names its product roundabout homolog 1-like. Bases 650 to 5575 code for a protein of 1641 amino acids. The record is from RefSeq and is a predicted model, not a curated record. Gene Ontology annotation, molecular function: axon guidance receptor activity; protein binding. The transcript is spliced from 30 exons. Lineage: Eukaryota; Metazoa; Chordata; Actinopteri; Siluriformes; Siluridae. Gene Ontology annotation, biological process: axon guidance; axon midline choice point recognition; Roundabout signaling pathway.
CAGAAGUCAGAAGCGCACGAUCGCGCGCGAGCGCUUGAAAGGAGUGAUACAUGAUUCAACACACACACACACACACACACACACACACACACACACACACACAGACACACAAGAAGAAGGAUUUGGACCGAUUCCUACAAGUUGGGUUGAAUAGCUACCCGGCGAUUAUUAUAGGCGUGUAGUUGUUAUUUUUUGGGUAACUUAGAGAGAGAGAGAGAGAGAGAGAGAGAGAGAGAGAUCUCCACAUGGAUUGGUGAGAGCACUUGGUCCAGGACGCACAGGAGAUCCGCGCACAGAGCUUUGGAGUGUCCGGGCGGAGUUUUCUUUUGGAGCGCCUUUCUCUCCACCGCCUCCUCCGACACGGAGAACCUCCAGCUCCGGCUGAGCGACUCCACAGAUCCGGACAGAAAUCCGACAUGUAGCGGGGACGAGCUGCACUUUUUCCUCCACUGCAUAUAAGCGCAAAGUUUGAUUCGGGACGCACCGGAAAGACGCGCACAGCUCGGGGUGAACUUUUGGACAUCAUGAAAGCGGAUUGUUGAUCUCCAUCAGGAACAGCCGUGAUUAAUUAGAGGAAGAAAAGAAAGAUACAAGGACCAAGCCGGGUUUUUCUUUUCUUCUCUCUUUUUUUUUUUUUUACAAAAUUAGGAUGAUGAUAUUAUGCCACAUGUGCAGCAGCAGCAGCAGCGCAUCAAUGAUCAGGAAUUCUGGAACAAAUUCCCAAAGAAAACCUGGAAUGAUGGCAUACUGUAUAGGAAUUUACAUGAUACUGGGAUUACUGCAGCUCUGCUCAGGAUCUCGUCUCCGCCAGGAGGACUAUCCACCGCGGAUUGUGGAGCACCCAUCAGACCUGAUCGUGUCGAAGGGCGAGCCGGCUACGCUGAACUGUAAGGCCGAGGGCCGUCCAGCACCCACUGUCGAGUGGUAUAAAGACGGUGAGCGCGUGGAGACGGACAGGGACAACCCACGCUCGCACCGUAUGCUCCUGCCCAGUGGCUCGCUCUUCUUCCUACGCAUCGUGCACGGCCGCCGCAGCAAACCCGACGACGGCAGCUACGUGUGUGUGGCCAGGAACUACCUGGGGGAGGCGGUCAGCCACAACGCUUCACUGGAAGUAGCUAUCCUGCGUGAUGAUUUUAGACAGAAUCCCGCUGAUGUGAUGGUAGCCGAAGGGGAACCGGCUGUUCUGGAAUGUCAGCCCCCUCGUGGCCACCCAGAGCCCACCAUCUCCUGGAGGAAGGAUGGAGCCAACAUAAACGACCGAGACGAGCGCAUCACGAUCCGAGGUGGAAAGCUGAUGAUCACGAAUGCAAGAAAGAGUGAUGCUGGAAAAUACAUCUGUGUGGGAACCAACAUGGUGGGAGAGCGCGAGAGCGAAAUUGCUGAACUGACUGUUUUAGAGAGGCCCAGCUUCACAAGGAGGCCCACAAGUGUAGUGGUGCUGGCUGACGAGAGCGUGGAGUUUCGCUGCGAAGCCCGUGGAGAUCCGCUUCCCACUGUCCGCUGGAGGAAAGAGGAUGGAGAAUUACCCAAGGGGAGGUACGAAAUCCUUGAAGACCACACGCUAAGCUUGCGACGCGUCACGCCGGCCGACGUGGGUUCCUACAGCUGCCUAGCCGAAAACAUGGUGGGCAAGGCUGAGGCUUCUGCUACGCUGACUGUGCACGUUAUGAGUGUGCCCCCUACGUUUGUCAUUCGGCCCCGGAACCAGGUAGUGGGCGUGGGCCGAACGGUCACAUUUCAGUGCGAGGCGAUGGGCAACCCACAACCGGCCAUAUUUUGGCAGAGAGAAGGAAGCCAGAACCUUCUGUUCUCCUACCAGCCCCCGCAGCCCUCCAGCCGUUUCUCCGUUUCUCAGACGGGCGACCUCACCAUCACAGACGUUCAGCGUGCCGAUGGAGGACAAUACAGCUGUCAGGCACUCAACAUCGCCGGCAGCGUCAUCACCAAGGCCCUGCUGGAGGUUACAGAUGUGGUUUCAGAUCGCCCCCCUCCAGUGAUUCGCCAAGGCCCAGAGAACCAGACCAUCGCUGUAGAUGGGACGGUGCUGCUGACAUGCAUAACCACCGGAACUCCUGCACCGACGGUGCUCUGGAGGAAGGACGGGGUGCUGGUGUCCACCCACGACUCACGCAUCUCCCAGCUGGACACCGGAACUCUGCAGAUCCGCUAUGCCAAGCUUAGCGACACUGGAGUGUACACUUGCGUGUCCACCAGUCCCAGUGGGGAAGCAUCAUGGAAAGCAUACCUGGCUGUAGAAGAGUUCGGAGUGGCGGUCCAGCCCGGCAGACCCACAGACCCAAACCUGAUCCCAAGUGCGCCGUCCAAGCCAGAGGUGAUCGACGUUACUCGCACCUCUGUUACACUGACAUGGAAGGCCAACACAAAUGGAGCCACACCCACUUCUUAUGUCAUCGAGGCAUUUAGUCAUGCAUCCGGGAGCAGUUGGGUGACCCUCGCUGACCACGUGAAGUCCGAAACGUUCAUGCUGAAGGGCUUAAAGCCUGGUGCAGUGUAUCUUUUCCUAGUAAGGGCAGCCAAUGCUUAUGGCCUGAGUGACCCCAGUCCCAUAACGGAUGCCAUCCGAACGCAAGACACUCCUCCCACCAUACAGGGAAUGGACCACCGCCAGAUCCAGAAGGAACUGGGGGACGUUGUGGUCCACUUGCACAAUCCCACCAUACUGUCAUCCUCCUCAGUCAGAGUGCAGUGGACGGUGGAGCAGCAGUCUCAGUACAUCCAGGGCUACAGGGUCAUGUAUCGGCCAUCGUCAGAGUCGGGCGAGGCCCGCAGUCAGUGGGGAGUGUUUGAGGUGCGCACUCCCGGCGAGGACGGUGCCGUUGUACCUCAACUCAAGAAGGGUGUCACGUAUGAGUUCAAAGUGCGUCCGUUUUUCGACGAGUUCCAGGGAGCCGACAGCGAGGUGAAGAUGGUCCGGACGCUGGAAGAGGCUCCCAGCGGUGCCCCACGUGGCGUCACUGUCACCAAGAGCGACCCUAACGGGACGGCCAUCCUGGUCGCUUGGCAACCACCUCCAGAGGACGAGCAGAACGGAGUGGUCCAGGAGUACAAGAUUUGGUGCCUGGGCAAUGAGAGUCGAUACCAUGUCAACCGUACCGUAGACGGUUCCACUUUCUCGGUCGUCAUCCCCAGUCUGUCGCCUGGUAUUCGCUACAGCGUGGAGGUUGCUGCCAGCAAUGGAGCUGGACCAGGGGUCAAGAGUGACAUCACCUUCUUUCAGCUGGACUCAUCCGGCCAGAUGUUGGACACUUUCAAUGACCUGGACACUUUUUCCAACAUCUCUGAUGUGGUGAAGCAGCCAGCUUUUAUCGCAGGCAUCGGCGCCACCUGCUGGGUGGUGCUCAUGAUCUUCAGCGUUUGGCUUUACAGGCACAGGAAGAAGAGGAGCGGCCUCAGUAGCAGCUACGCAGGCAUUCGGAAAGUUCCGUCAUUCACCUUCACUCCGACAGUGGCGUAUCAGCGAGGAGGAGAAGCUGUCUGCAGUGCUGGACGGCCUGGUCUACUGAACAUGGGAGAUUCAGGUAACCAGCCGUGGCUCGCUGACUCCUGGCCCAACACCUGUGCAAAUCACAAGGACUGCAGCAUCAACUGCUGUAACGGUGGCAACGGAACCAGCGACAGCAACCUAACCACCUACAGCCGCCCAGCCGAUUGCAUUGCUAACUAUAACAGCCAACUGGACAGUAAGCAAGGAGUGCUGCUCGGCUCCGACUCAGCUGUAUACAGCGAUGUAGAUCUCUCCAACAAACUCAACGAGAUGAAGACCUUUAACAACCCCAGCAUGUGCUACAUGGGGCCCGGAGGCAGCCCACCGACACCAUAUGAGCCCACUCCUUAUGCAACCACACAGCUCAUCCAAUCAAACAUCAUGAACAAGAACAGUGGUGCAGGACCCGGCGACUUCUGUGACAAACGCUGGAAGCCCCAGCAACCGAAACCCCCGGAGCUGCCGUCACAGUUACAGUUUAAUGUUAUGGAGCAAAACAGGCUGAACAAGGAUCAUUACAGAGGGGGUGAGGUCAGUCUGCCAGCCACCAUUCCCUAUAACCAAGGAAAUGAGCACAGCUCUGCAGGGUCCUACCACAGCUCCGAUAGAGCCAGCAACAGCACCUCAGGGAGUCAAAAUCAUAAAAAAGGAACUCGCACACCGAAACUGUCGAAACAGAGUGCAGUGAAUUGGGCCGAGCCGCUGCCCCCACCUCCUAUCAACCCCCCUGGCUGCCGCAGUUCUGAGGACUACCUGCAGCCCAUGGAUAAGAGCUUCGACCCAGACCCCCAGAAAAUUCAGAGCCGCAUGUACCUCCACCAAGGGGAAACAGAAGAAGAAGAAGAAGAGCAGGAGAACCUCGUUCGAUGCCCCACUCCACCUGUUAGAGGGGCAGCCUCUUCCCCUUUGGGAAUAUCCUACAGCCACCAGCCUACCGUCACGCUCACUUCUUCUCCUCAGGGAGACCUAAACAACCACCAGGAAGAUCGCAGACAGCACACGAGCCCCCCUCGUCCACUCCCGGCCCUCUCGCCCUCGCACACCUACACCUAUACUGAUGGCGAUGAUGAAGAUUGUGAUCAAACAGAUGGUGAGUCAGGCCAGAGACUGUACCAGCAAAACCCAGGAUCCCACUAUCAGGCUCAGCAGCAGGUCCAUCUGCCACGUCGCCUGCGUCUGCACAGGGGCCUGGAACAGACUCCGGCCUCCAGUACGGGAGACCUGGAGAGCUCCGUCACGGGGUCAAUGAUCAAUGGCUGGGGCUCGGCAUCCGAGGAGGACAACGGCUCAUCCGGCCGCUCUAGUGCCAUCAGCUCCUCCGAUGGAUCCUUUUUCACUGAUGCUGAUUUUGCCCAAGCUGUAGCCACAGCGGCUGAGUAUGCUGGUCUGCGAGUGGCUCAUUAUCCAGGGGCAGGGCCCGAAGAUAUUGGAAGAGGAGGUCAAAGAUACCACAUUGGCCAUCGUCCCAGUAGCCCAGUGUCCACAGACAGCAACAUGAGCACUGCAGUGAUGCAGAGGAAACCACACAAAAGGCACAAGCAGCAUGCAGCUGGUCACCAGAGCCAACAACAGCAGCAACAGCAAACAGACGAAUUUACAGAUGACCAAUCAAUGCCUCUGAGCCCCUGCUCGGUUGCAAUGAAGACCACUAAUCAUGGUUCCAGGUGUGGAUAUGAGGAGAGGGGUGCAACAUUGCCCAGAAUGGGCUGUGGAGAGUCCAGAGACAGGCGAGGAAGUGCAGGGGGAUACCGGACAAGAGAGGCCUCGGCCGAGCGACGAGGAGAGCCUGACAAACACCGGAACACACACGGUGGAAAAGGUGCUGGCAAAACACGCCAACACACAGUUGCAGAGGACAUUCCGCCAUACAACCGGCCAUCAUUCCCCACAGCACAGGGGCAAAGAGAGACCCCCAGCUCCUCUAGUUCAAUUUCUUCCCGGGGCUCUGGGGGCCGCAGGCGAGGGGAAGCAGCGUUAGGAGCCCAUAAAAACCAUAAUGAUACCGGACUCCCAAGUCUGGGGACCUUUUCUCACCAGGAAGAAGAGUUAGAGCUGCUGGAGAGUUGAGGAUCCAGUCAAGAUGAGAAAAAGGAUCUCUGAGUGGGAGAAUCAUCUUCGAACUGUGCACCAUCCACGAUCCAGACCAUGUAUAAUCAUUCACAAUUAUGUAAAUGAUCUGUUCUGUCCUUAUAGGCAAAAAAAUGACCAAUGGUUAGUGCUUUCUUUUUAUUUUUUUUUUAUCUGCUUCAAUAUUUAAUCUUUUCCAUGUGAGAAAGAGGGAAAACUGGGUGCUCUCAUGUUUCUUUUUUAAGUAGGUGAUUCUUUCCGCUUUAAAGCCCCAUUGACUGGUGUACAUUUGUGGAAAGGUGUGAUGUUCCCACCCGUCUGGAGCAUUGUUUUUAUAAUCUGCUGGUGUGAGUGUAAUAGAAGCUGCGAGUGGGAGCAGUGGGCCGUCAGCAGUGCGAAGAGGGGGCUCUUUACUCAUACUGUGAUACAGUACUUUGACGGGGUCUUUCCUCCCACUGCUCUCCAAGCGUAUUUUCUGAUCACGGAAACUCGGGCAUGAGGGUCGCGAUUGUAAAUUUACCAAAUCAUUGAAAAAAAGUGCUGCCAUUCGAUUUUCUUUUUCUGUUUAUUUUUGUAUUUUUUUUGUUUUUUACAAUGCACUGUUGUCAUUUUGUUAGUUGAUGUCGUUAUUGUUAAUGUAUGUUGGUUUCAAAAGCACAAUCACUAAACCUUUAUUUUGUAAACCAUUAUUAGCUAUGAAGCUCUCCACCUAAUAUGAGGAGGGACAUAAGUGGCAUCUUGUCGAGCGUCAUGUUUUUUUUUUUUAAAAAGAUGGGGUUAAUCGCUUUGUUUUAUUUCGCGGGAACUCUCUACACUUUGGGUCUCGCGCAAGCUGUGCAAAUCAUGACACGAGGUGGUAUCAGAAAGUUUUGAGACUACUUUUGUAACAUGCCAACAGAUGGCAGCACAAGGCUGCACGCACAGUCACAGGGGACACCGACCUUCAUAAGUCAGAGCGCCAAAAGACAUCAUCCUGUGUGCAUCGGGAGCUGUGCGACCGGUGCUAUUCUGGCCAAAUGUAUUCCCAAGUCUGAUAUUUCAUCAUGGACACCGAGCUAGAACACCACCCCCACUUGAGUUUCUCGCAAAGCAAUCUUACUUCUGCACCCACCCUACUCGCCAGAUUUGACUCCUGCAGACUUUUGCCCUCUUCUUGAAGUUAAAGAUGCAGCUCAAAGGUGGCCAUUUUGACACCAUUGCGGAGAUCCUGCACAAAUCGCAGACGGCGCUUGACACGCUUGGAAAAGAAGACUUCCAGGACACAUUCCAGAAGUGGCAGGAACGCUGGGAGCGCAGUAUUGCUGUACAAGGGGAAUAUUUUGAAGGUGACAGUGUGUAAGAUAAUUAAAGUACUUUCUUGUAAACAGAGCGAGUCACGAAACUUUUUGAUUCCACCUCGUAUACCCGAAUAGAGCUAGACCAUCGAGUGGCAAUUUCAUUCCCAUUGAUGACGUUACAUUUGAUGAGACAAAUGCACUUAAACGAGGGUGAAACAAGAAAAUGUGCAAUGGGCAAUAUCUUUCUCUUUUAUUUUUUCAUUUAGAAAGGCUUGAAUUAUUAGAGGCCUGUCCGUUUUGUGUCGAGAAGUGAUGAUCCCAAAACAUGGUGUGCACUGUAAUAAGAAGAAGAAUGUCUGCCACAACCAAACAACAAGCCUUUUUUAAGGGGCUUCAUCUGUCCCUUUAGUGGGCUGAACUCUGUCUAUACUGUAUAGAAGUAAUGUGGACAUUGUCAUGGGAUGGGGAGGGUGGAAAACCAGAUCUAGGGAUUCCUGUGGUAGUGAAAAGCACCGCUGGGCUCACCAAGCACACAGCUGCUUCAGUUUGGUUCGAACCAAUGCUAUUGCAGUACCUUUUUUUUUUUUGAUGAACAAUGUGUGUGAGAAUAUGAUCUCUGGAAAAAAAAAAGAAUUAAUAAUAAUAAUUGUGCUGUCCAUCAUUGUUUGGUGUUUACUAUGUUAAAAAAAUUACAACUGCUUUAAAUUGUCAGCCAUAAGUUUUCAUGACUGAUAAUCUCAUAUUUAGAAUGAAAUAAACCGUGUCAUUUCCCACCUUAUUUAUUAUUAAAACAUUUUCCAAACGCCA